AUGGCGGCGGCAGUGGCGGCGGCGGCGGUGGCAAAAGAAGAGGAGGCAUUUUGCAUUUCGCAGGACAGCAUUCGGCGUUUUUUCCCUUCCCCCUUCGGUUCUACAAACGGCGGUACGAAUACACAUGCAGGCGCAGGAAGAGCUGUACGAUGUCGAGAGGCGAGAGAGCAAACGGUUUCUGGGAGAAAGAAGAGGACGGCGUUCGCAUCCUUCCGCCUCACUUGUCAAGAUCUCAUUCAAGCUGCUGUAAGAUAUGCAGCAUGUGGUGCUCGGUACCAGACUUUUGUUUUGCUUUUUUCCGGCGGCGGCAUAUUCUCAUGA
Molecule: messenger RNA, 321 nt
Organism: Colletotrichum lupini
Lineage: Eukaryota; Fungi; Ascomycota; Sordariomycetes; Glomerellales; Glomerellaceae
Exons: 1
Coding region: 1-321 (106 amino acids)
Source: RefSeq, a predicted model, not a curated record